AACCGCCGGGUGCAGACACUUGCAGAGUCACCCUGCGGUCGGGUCUGGAGCAGGGUGCGACAGGGACCUAACCAGACUCCAUCAUCCUAGCCAUUGCUCCUCCACCUGCUCCACAGAGAAGGGAAGAUGAGCGAGUCAAGCUCAAAGUCCAGCCAGCCCUUGGCCUCCAAGCAGGAAAAGGACGGCACAGAGAAGCGAGGGCGGGGCAGGCCGCGCAAGCAGCCUCCGGUGAGUCCCGGGACAGCGCUGGUAGGGAGUCAGAAGGAGCCCAGUGAAGUGCCAACACUGAAGAGACCUCGGGGCCGACCAAAGGGGAGCAAAAACAAGGGCGCUGCCAAGACUCGGAAAACCACCACAACUCCAGAGAGGAAACCGAGGGGCAGACCCAAAAAACUGGUAGAAGGAGGAAGAAGAGGGCAUCUCGCAGGAGUCCUCAGAGGAGGAUCAGUGACCACUUGUGCCGCCUGCACCCUCAUCAAGGAGCAGUUUCCUUCUGGGACUGGACAGCUCCGCUCCCACUGCCCCCACCCCUUCCCUCAGGCCCACUCGUCACCACCACCCACCUGUGCCCUCACCUCCACACUACACAGCACACCAGCUGCUGCAGGGCCCUCGGGCCCAGUGGGGAGCAGUUUCUCUUUGGUCCAUUUCCAGCGAUGCCUCCUCCAUGUGCACACACUUGCCCUCCAGGUUAAAGCUGACCUCCUGGCAAGUCGCCCUCUGCACCUAUUGCCACCCCAUUCCCUUAGUGGUGGGGACAUUGCUGACUGGGCUCUUGGUUUGAGGGUCUCUUCUCCCCCCCUUCUUCCCCCUGGCUUCCCAUUAAGGGGCCUGGGAGGGCCCCCUGGCCUUAAAAGGGGUCCAAGCCCCAUCUUGUCCUGAUAUGCCUCCCCCAACCCCACUGGCAGCAGGUGCGGCCAAUGGAGAGGGGUGUUUAGCCCCAGUAUGCUCCCAACUAGCCCAUCUCUCGCCAGGUGUGGCUCACACCCACUUUCCUUCCUUCCCCACCUUGCCUAAUACCCACACUAGUUUGGCACCCCUCUGGAGCAAAGAAAGGAAGGCAGGAGGUGUUUGAGCCCCCUACCGCUCUAAAUGGGCUCCAGCCCACCUUUCCCUCAGCCUGGAAAUCUAUUGCAAUGAUGGAAAUGCAGUAUCCUUUUAUCCAGGUGAGGCCAGGAGGCCCAGGUUCUUUGUGGUAGCCACCCAAGGUGGGCUGGCGCCACUCCUCAACCCUAUCUGCUUCCUCUAGGCCUGUUUCUCCUUUCCUCACAUGGGGCACAAGCAACAAGGAGCUAGCCUUGCCCACUCCCAACCUUCUGCUCCUCCCCACCCCCCAAGGUUCUGGUUCCAUCUUUCCUCUGUUCACAAACUACCUCUGGACAGUUGUGUUGUUUUUGUUCAAUGUUUCCAUUCUUAGACAUCAGUCAUUGCUGCUGCUAACCAGCGCCAAACGUUCAUCCUCAUUGCCUCCUGUUCUGCCCAUUCCUCCUCCUCCAAGAUGCUCUUAGGGGAAGGGGCCUGGGGCAAAGCAGGCUGGGUUACCGACUACCCCAGUCCAGGGAAGGUGGGGCCCUGCCCCUAGGAUGCUGCAGCAGAGUGGGGGGGGGCCUAUGUUGACCGUCUAGGGUGUAGGGGUCACCUCCCCCAUUCUGCCGGGGAGGAGGUUGCCAUUAUUUGUCCCAGCCUGGGGCCCCCCUGUCUGGUUUCCUUUUGCAGUUACUUGAAUAAAAAAAGUAUCCUUUUCUGGA
Molecule: messenger RNA, 1748 nt
Organism: Manis pentadactyla (Chinese pangolin)
Lineage: Eukaryota; Metazoa; Chordata; Mammalia; Pholidota; Manidae
Gene: HMGA1
Product: high mobility group AT-hook 1
Exons: 5
Coding region: 127-882 (251 amino acids)
Biological process (GO): regulation of DNA-templated transcription
Cellular component (GO): nucleus; chromatin
Molecular function (GO): DNA binding; transcription coregulator activity
Source: RefSeq, a predicted model, not a curated record